AGAACCUAAGAUCGUGUUUUACCCGUCGCUGUGGGCUUCAAGUCGGCUGGUCUCCUUCGACGUUGUGUCUGGUCAUCGGAAGGACUUUGAGCUUCUACAACAUGGAUGGCAAAGUCUUACUCCUUGUUGUUGCAUUGGCUGCAACAGUGAGCUUUGAUGGAUGCGAAGGCAAGCCAACCAGUAAGGGCCAUCAGGUGCAGGCGGUCGCUGUUGUGCAGGUGUGCCAGUAUCCAAACAUCGCCUGCUCCAAUGGGUACGGCUGUGUGGCCAACUCUGCCCGCUGCAACGGCAUCUACGAUUGCGCCGACCAAUCGGAUGAGCAGAACUGUGGACAGUUCUGGGCAGCCCAGGCUUAUGCCCAGAAGAAGCAACAAGCCCAGCGGGUGGUCGUUCAACCGGUCAAGGUCGUCCAACAGCAGGUACAGCAUGUCAAGCAGGUCGUGGCCCUUCCCGGCCAACAGGCCCCUCAGGUGUUCAUGACCUACGGCAACGGCAAGCAGAUGGUGCCCGUUCAGCAGCAGCCAGAGAUAGCCGAAGAAGAAGAGGAGGAGGCUGCUGAGGAAGAAGCUCCUGAAGAGGAGGAUGCCGCAGAAGAAGAAGAAGAAGAUGCAGCUGAGGAGGUACCAGCUGAAGAAGAGGCCGAGGAAGAGGAGGAGGAGGAGCCGGAGCCUGCGCCGGUGGAAGCAGCUCCCCAGCCGCCCAUGAUGGUGCUCCAGCCGCAGAUGGUCGUGCACAAGCCUCAGCGUUAUGUCGUCGUGCAGAAGCCGCAGCAAAUUGUGAUCACCUGCUUCUGCUAUGGCCACUCCAACAAGUGCGCUGCCCAGGGCGUUUGCGCUGAAUGCCAGCACAACACGGCCGGCGCACGCUGUGACCAGUGCAAGCCCGGCUACACCGGCAUGGCCACCCGGGGCACCCCGUACGACUGUCAGCCCAUCCAGUAUGUGCAGGUGGUGCAGAAACCGGUGCUGCAGGUGAUGCAGGUGGUGCGGAAACCGGCUCAACAGGUGGCCAUGCAACCAGUGCAGGUCAUGCAACCCCUGGCUGUCCGACUGCAGCCCAUGGCUUACCAAGUCAAGCAACCUGUGCAGGUGCAGCAGGUCGCCAUGCCAGUCAUGAUGCGUCGGGGCAAGAAAGGCUGACCAAUAGCAACCGUCUGUGGGGCGUGUUGACGUGACGUCAUUGGUUUGUUUGCUGUCGUAUGAAGUGUUGUAUGCAAAUCAUUCAAUCCCUAUAACGUGCGAGCGUUCUGUACUAUUCUCUUUGACUCUUAUUCUUGUGAUGGAUUAGAAUCAAUUAGAAUAAAAGCUCCUUUUCUGUUCAUUUUGUACCUGGCAAUGUCUCACGACGAUACUGUGAAGUUUUUGCACUGUGGAGCUCAAAUUUAUGUUCCUAGAAAAGGUACUGUUACG
Molecule: messenger RNA, 1409 nt
Organism: Branchiostoma floridae (Florida lancelet)
Lineage: Eukaryota; Metazoa; Chordata; Leptocardii; Amphioxiformes; Branchiostomatidae
Product: basement membrane proteoglycan-like
Exons: 6
Coding region: 102-1139 (345 amino acids)
Molecular function (GO): protein binding
Source: RefSeq, a predicted model, not a curated record